Molecule: messenger RNA, 1625 nt
Organism: Tupaia belangeri chinensis (Chinese tree shrew)
Lineage: Eukaryota; Metazoa; Chordata; Mammalia; Scandentia; Tupaiidae
Gene: RRP8
Product: ribosomal RNA processing 8
Exons: 7
Coding region: 132-1493 (453 amino acids)
Biological process (GO): cellular response to glucose starvation; regulation of transcription by glucose; rDNA heterochromatin formation
Cellular component (GO): rDNA heterochromatin; chromatin silencing complex; nucleolus
Molecular function (GO): methyltransferase activity
Source: RefSeq, a predicted model, not a curated record
CGCUCUAGCCGCGCGUGGCUUCACGCUCUGGUUUCCGGCUCCGUUCUGGCUGGGAUUCACAGGGUCGGCUGGAGACACGCUGGGCACGUGGAGGGCAGGUUUUGCUCGGGGACCCUGAUCUCCACGCCCGCAUGUUCGAAGAGCCUGAGUGGGCCGAGGCGGGCCCAGUAGCCGCGGGCCUCAGGCCCGUAAGCUCACGGCCUCGGUCGGUGGCAUCCUCCCAAAUCAAGGGCCCCAAGUACCGUCAACUCUUGGCCACGUUACGGACCCUGGAGGCAGCAUCUCUUUCCCAGCAAACCCCUAGCUUACCUGGCAGUGACUCCGAGGAGGAAGAAGUGGAAAGAAAGAAGAAACUCCACAAAAAGUCCUCGUUUGCCAGUGCCUGUGCUGUAAUAGGGAAGAAAAGGAAGAAAAAAUGUCAGAAACAGGAAUCAUUUUGCAGUGACUCUGAGGAAGAAGAUGUGGAAAGGGAAAAGAGCCACAGAUGCGCUGUUGGCAGUGACUCUGCUAAAGAGAGAAGAAAGAGAAAGUGCCAGAAACAGGCCCCUUCAAACCCAGCUGUGCACCUGGAAAAUGUUGACCAUACAGGUCCCAAAGCGCAGAAGAGCAAUGCUACAAAUGAUGCAUCCAAACCAAACCCUGAAUCUACUCCUAAACCACCCCAUACCUUGAGCCGCAAGCAGUGGAGGAACCGGCAGAAAAACAAGCGGAAACAGAAGAACAAGUUUCGGCCGCCUCAGGGACCAGACCAGGUUCUAGCCAAAGCCCCCACAGGGGAGACAGAAGUACCUCCUGUUCCCAAGCCUGACAGCCAUGAGGCGCGCGCUGGAGCUCUGCGAGCCCGAAUGGCACAGCGACUAGAUGGUGCCCGAUUUCGCUACCUUAACGAACAGCUGUACUUGGGACCCAGCAGUGCUGCACAGCGUCUCUUCCAGGAAGACCCUGAGGCUUUUCUUCUCUACCACCGCGGCUUCCAGAGUCAAGUAAAGAAGUGGCCACUACAGCCAGUGGACCGCAUUGCCAGGGAUCUUCGCCAGCGGCCAGCGUCUCUCGUGGUGGCUGACUUUGGCUGUGGGGAUUGCCGCCUGGCUUCAAGUAUUCGGAACCCUGUGCACUGCUUCGACUUGGCCUCUCUGGACCCCAGGGUCACUGUGUGUGACAUGGCUCAGGUGCCUUUGGAAGAUGAGUCUGUGGAUGUGGCGGUGUUUUGCCUUUCUCUGAUGGGAACCAACAUCAGGGACUUCCUAGAGGAGGCAAAUCGAGUGCUGAAACCAGGGGGUCUCCUGAAGAUUGCUGAGGUCAGCAGCCGCUUUGAGGACGUUCGGACCUUUCUGGGAGCUGUGGCCAAGCUGGGCUUCAAGAUCAUCUCUAAGGACUUGACCAACAGCCACUUCUUCUUGUUUGAUUUUCAAAAGACUGGGCCCCCUCGGGUAGGGCCAAAGGCUCAACUCUCAGGUCUAAAACUUCAGCCGUGUCUCUACAAGCGCAGGUGACCUCUGGACUUCCCUGGAAAGACAAAGCAGGACUGAAACACCAGGCUGAGAAUACUGAAGACUGUAUCCAGCCUGACUAUGAGCCAGGACUUGGUACCACCUUCUGUCUGCCCAAGAACAAAGCGUGAUGAA